GAAAACCCAAAUCCAAAUGCAAGUGAACGGGGAUCAUGUGAAGGUAUCGGAGGUCCGAUUAUCGCAAUUCUACUCCGUAUAUAUCUCCGGUUCCAAAACAAUGGGCACAGACCCUUGUCCGCCAUUGAUUACCGAUCAGGGUUAUUGAACCUUGGGAUCGCAUACAUAGAAGAACCAUGUUGGGUUUGAAUUAUACUUCCAUCUGUUCAAAUAUAAUCGAUGAUUAUGCAAGUUUAAGUACCGAAAGACGAUGGUUGUUAUCCGUUGUUUGGGGCAUCAUUAUGUGUAAACUUUCUUAUGAAUUUACAGGAAUAAUUACCCCCUUGGUCUUCAAAGGUUUCAUCAAACUCAGCAACGCACAUAAACUUGAAUGGAAAAACCGGGGUUUCUCCACCUUCCAUGCGCUUUUCGUGGUUGUUGCUUCUUUUUACUUUUUGCUCAUUUCGGAUCUUUUUGAUGAACAUGUCAAUGACGGGUUGAUCAUCAAGAGAAGGUCUACCUUAUCGGACACCAUACUUGGGAUGUCUUCCGGUUAUUUUUUGUCGGACAUGGCCAUGAUUAUUUGGACUUAUCCAACUUUAGGCGGUCUUGAAUAUGUAUUGCACCAUGGCUUGUCGAUGUUUGCAAUCACGCAAUCAGUGUUAAGUGGCGAAGCUGAGAUGUACAUCUUCAUGGUUCUUUUCACGGAGAGUACAACACCCUUUGUGAACAUAAGAUGGUAUUUGGAUGUUGCGGGUAUGAAGGCUUCGAAGCUUUACUUGUGGAAUGGUAUUGCAAUGUUCUUAGGGUGGCUGGUUGCAAGGAUCUUGUUGUUUGGCUUCUUUUUCUACCACAUCUAUAAUCACAUUGAUGAGGUGAGACAAGUCCAUACGGCGGCCUUUUACAGCCUGCAUAUAAUUCCGCCGGUGCUAGCGGUGAUGAAUUUGUUCUGGUUCUUCAAGAUUGCCAAAGGGAUGGUAAGAACUCUCAGGAAGAAGACUCAUAGCCAUACCAGCUGAUCUCAGUCUUCACCCAGUACAAAAAAGAAAGGAUAAUUAUGUAAUUACACAUCCUGUGAAUUCAAACUGUGUAUAGUUUAGUUCUAUUUUGAUGCUUAGCCAAUUGAUAGUCUUCUGUUUUGGCCCAGAAAUUGCUACCCCUGAUAUUUAUAAAAAAUGUAUUUUCCAUUAA
Messenger RNA from Cynara cardunculus var. scolymus (artichoke), 1170 nucleotides. Its product is annotated as transmembrane protein 56-B-like. NCBI's taxonomy places the organism in Eukaryota, Viridiplantae, Streptophyta, Magnoliopsida, Asterales, Asteraceae. The coding region runs from base 177 to 998 and encodes 273 amino acids. Gene Ontology annotation, cellular component: endoplasmic reticulum; membrane. The record is from RefSeq and is a predicted model, not a curated record. The transcript is spliced from 9 exons. Gene Ontology annotation, biological process: lipid homeostasis.